Molecule: messenger RNA, 3832 nt
Organism: Cyclopterus lumpus (lumpfish)
Lineage: Eukaryota; Metazoa; Chordata; Actinopteri; Perciformes; Cyclopteridae
Gene: efnb1
Product: ephrin-B1
Exons: 5
Coding region: 1038-2153 (371 amino acids)
Biological process (GO): ephrin receptor signaling pathway; axon guidance
Cellular component (GO): plasma membrane
Molecular function (GO): ephrin receptor binding
Source: RefSeq, a predicted model, not a curated record
CGCUGUGAUUGGCCGCGGCUCGCACUGUGGGCUGUCCCCACCGCGCUGCUCUUCGGCUCGGGUUACAGUUGAGCUCGAGCUGCUGCACUCACCGGAGCGCGGAGAGUGUGCUACGCGGUUUAAAAAAAGAAAUAUAGCGAGAGACACCGGCGUGGAGAGGUUGGCGAGCGGAUUCACAGCCACGGAGCGGACCGGAAGACAGGUCUGACCCCCCCUCGACACUUUUCUUCUUUUCUUUUUUUAUAUAUCCGUGUCCGAGCAGCGAGAGAAAACACUAGUGAGACAGUGCAGCUUAUUUACGCACCGGCCACGCAGCAUGUCCCAGGCGGACUAGAGAGGCGACCCUGCUGGAAGCGCAACGCGCACGCGGAACGGCGCUGAGAGCCGCGAGGAAUAUUGACAAUAGAAACUCAACUCGUUCGCGGAGAAGAAUAGCAAAGGUUUCGGAGGAGGAGGAGCGAAAGAUAACACUGGAAUGAAGAGGACCUCGGGGUUCCCGGCGUGCUGCGGAGUUGUGACUGAUGGAUGAAUGCGGCCAUCUGUAGGCUAUAUCCAGCGACAGGUACAGACGCCACCGGGGGAGCUCUGACAAAGACGCGGCGCAGCGCUUCAACCGGCAGCCGCAUCGCCAAAUUGUAUUUUCAAGAAAAAAAAGAAGAGAGAGAGAGAGCGAGAGAGCGAGAGAGAGAGCGAGAGAGAGAGCGAGAGAGAGAGAGAGAGAGAGAGAGAGGAAAAAAAGACCUGUGCGAUCGGUUGUAUCCGUCUCAUCGCACAUGAGAUCGCACCGUUGACUGUUCUCGACACGUAAGAAGGUCGCGAGGGGGGCUGCGUGUGUGUGUGCGUGUGUCUCAGCCACAGGUCAACCAGGACACUCAGGGGGCUGCUCGCCUCCCCAGAUCCCAUCGAGAACCGGCGGAUUCGUCGCACGUCCCGCGGACAGUUCAGACGGGGACACUCGUAGGGAGGUCUGGAGACGAUUUUUAAUUUUUUUUUUUAAAAGGUCGGACAGAAGGACAUGUAUCUGAUAACGACCUCACAUGCUCCCGACUGAUCUCUGCUCACCUUCCCACCGGGCGCACCACAGACGCAGGCUGCCCGGCGCACCGUCCGACGCUCUGAGAUCCCCUCGGCUCGCCGUCCGUCCGUUGAUCAGAAUGGCGGGACCCGGUUGUUGGAAGUAUUACCUCUGGAUCUUUAUUUUCACGUGCAGGUCGUCGCUCACCUCGGCCAAAUCGCUGGAGACUAUAAUCUGGGGCGUGCAGAAUUCCAAGUUUGUGGCUGGACAGGGCCUCGUGAUCUAUCCCGACAUCGGGGACAAGCUGGACAUCAUCUGUCCCAAAGCGGACCAAGGCGGAGAGUAUGAGUUCUACAAGCUGUACCUGGUGAAGAAGGAGCAGGCGGAGAGCUGCAGCACGGUCCUCGAUCCCAACGUGCUGGUCAACUGCAACAAGCCCGAGAAGAACAUCAAGUUCACCAUCAAAUUCCAGGAGUUCAGCCCCAACUACAUGGGCCUGGAGUUCAAGAAGAACUUCAACUACUACAUCACCUCAACCUCCAACGGUACCAUCGAGGGCCUGGAGAACCGUGAGGGAGGCGUGUGCAAGAGCCGAGCCAUGAAAGUCAUCAUGAAAGUCGGGCAAGUCCCGAACCAGGCCAACCCCGUGGCGCCGGACGCUACAAAGGACAACGUCAUACCGGAGUCCAGUCCCAGUCCGCCCGACCAGGGUCGGAUCGGGCCCGAGGUGCCACGAAACCCUGACCACAUGAAUCAGGACCCGUCUGGAAACCCUGGAAACUCGGACGGCAUACUCGGCUCCAAAGUGGCCGUGUUCUCCGCCAUCGGGGCCGGCUGCAUCAUCUUCCUCCUGCUCAUCCUCCUCCUCGUCAUCCUGCUCAUCAAGAUGCGCAAGCGCGCCAGGAAAAACACCCACUCGCAGCCCCGCCCCUCGGCGCUUUGCCUCAGCACGCUGUCCAAUCCCAAGCUGCCCGGGGGCACGGCUGGCACGGAGCCCAGUGACAUCAUCAUUCCUCUGCGGACAGAGAACAACUACUGCCCUCACUAUGAGAAGGUGAGCGGCGACUAUGGCCACCCCGUCUACAUUGUCCAGGAGAUGCCCCCGCAGAGCCCUGCCAACAUCUACUACAAAGUCUGACGCGCUCCGCACGCACGGCCAGCGACUCGGGAGGGAGGGAGAAAGAGAGGAGCGCCUGAUUUAUGUCCUUGGGAGGAACACUUUCCUUUACUUUUUGGGGACUUGAUGCGUCUUCAAGCCCAGUAUUAUUUCUACCACCUGCUGCACAAAUCUGGAGAGACGAGCUCUGACCAGAAACCAGCGGGGUUGUGAGCUGACUGAUGAGAGGUUUAUUCUGUUUGUUUGGGUUGUCUGACAAUUCCUCUUCCCCCCCCCGCCCCUCACCCCCUCACCUCCACACCUGCUACAUCUCCCCACUGUGCUCCGACAGGGGUGUGUGGGGGGGGGGGGCUGGAGUGAACCAACAGAUGGAACUCCAGCUUCCUGGUUUUGCUGUCCCCUUUAACGGGCAGGAUAUAACUUAUCUCAGUUCCCUGAAGUACAGUCUGUGCUACACCCAAUUAAACACACCAUCCUAGCACACAAGCCAGGAACAGGCAGACACAGGCCCGGACGCCACUCAGCCUGCAGUUUGUGUGCAAGCGUUAAAUGUGUGUGUGUGUGCGUGUGUGUGUAUGUGUGCGUGUGUGUGUUAGUCAGGGCUCCGCGCUGGGCCAGGAAACUCUCCAGGUAGCUCAGGUAUCAGACACAGUGUGUGAAAAUAACGUGUUCCUCUCCCUUCACACCUCUGAUGUUUGCCUUACUUACUAUUUUUGGUGGAGGAUUUCCUCGAACCCUGAUUCAGUUCACAAAGCAGUUGUAUUUUGUUAGACUUUUCCUACAAGUGCACAAUGUAUAGAGUUGAAUAGAUCAUCAUUAUUACUCCCAUCUUCUUCUCGCCACCCAUGUCAUCCAUCGUGUUCAUUGUUUCUUCUUUUCUUUUUUUUUAUUAUCAGAAAAUGAGCCGGACUGUUGACAUUGAGGUGUGUGUAUGUGUGUGUGUCUUGGAAAACUCCCUUCUCCACUUGUCUGAUAUGAGCUUUAUCUUUACUCUGGUAUUUAUGACCUACUUAUUUGUAUUUGAGGGUGCGUCCUCUCUCUCUGUGUGUGUGUGUGUGUGUGUGAGAGUCUGGGCAUGUCCAGACCAGUCCGGUAUCUGGGCAAGACUUGCUGGCUUCGGGGUAAAACACUAAGUUACUGUAUGGUGAGACUCAAGAACAAGACAGACCGACUGACAUGCAGACAAGCCCAAGAUCUUACAAAACUCUCUCAUUGCUCCAGUUGGCACCAACUGAAGGCUUUAUUGUCUCUGAUGAGCUUUCGGGGGGUUUAAGACAGCAGACAGGUUGAUAUGUGUUUGUUCUAGCUUCUGGUGCUCCGGUGUAGGCAUCAAACAGUUCGCCUGCUGCCUGGGCGAGGUGGGCGUGGGUUGUGUGGUCGCCGCCGAUUGGCUGGCCUACAUAGGUAGGGUGCCCUAUAUAUAAGUUGGAUGGCGGGCCGCGGCUGAACAUUGGCAUACAGUAUCGCCGGAUGCCAAUUGGCUGCCAUCUGUGGAUGAGUCAGUGGAGUGCGCAGUCAGUGGUGUCGCCAGCGUGUGACUAAUCUAUGUGCCAUCUCCGUGCCCACACUCGCCAGCCGGGCAGAGAGAGGGAGAGGGAGAGAGUGAGAGAGCAAGAGAGAGAGAGAGAGAGAGAGAGAGAGAGCGGAUGAGGGAGAAAAUGUUCCUGUGACUUGGCUUUAACCUGACAGGAGGAGGAUGG